Messenger RNA from Aspergillus aculeatus ATCC 16872, 174 nucleotides. RefSeq names its product putative TOM core complex subunit Tom6. The record is from RefSeq and is a predicted model, not a curated record. Bases 1 to 174 code for a protein of 57 amino acids. The transcript has 2 exons. Gene Ontology annotation, cellular component: mitochondrial outer membrane translocase complex. Gene Ontology annotation, biological process: protein import into mitochondrial matrix. NCBI's taxonomy places the organism in Eukaryota, Fungi, Ascomycota, Eurotiomycetes, Eurotiales, Aspergillaceae.
AUGGCUCCCAGACAGCGCGUCGUUUCCGGUCGCCCCCAGAAGGGCUUCCUUAGCACCGCCUACGAGGAACUUACUGCCGCCGAAAAUGCUACCAUCGUUCGAAGCCUUCUUGUCUUCGGCGCUGGCGUCGCUUUCCUCCACAGCAGCCUCGGCGAGCUCCUCCUCCCUCCGUAA